CAUCUGGUCCCUGUUAUCGAAUGUGAGUGUACGGGAGGAUUAUUACGCUGCAGCGAUAAUAGGAUACGCAUGAACUGGUUGCCUGGAUGUAACUGACUACGGGGAGAAAGUUUUCAAAGUAAAGUAAAGUUGGUAAUUGUGACCGGUAACUAUCCAGAGCUCUUACUCGGAAGAAAACAGAGUUCGGAAACAAACCCACAAACUUUCCUCUGCAGACAGUAGCCUAUUCACAUGUGAAUUUCUUAGAACGGGAACUAUCACUCAAUUUUGCAUCUCUGUAUGGGGAAAACCGCCCUUUUGAAAGAGAUAUCGGAAGGUUGUGAACUUCAAGAAGCGACUUCAAAGCUGCAGACGUGGAAUUUAGAGGCUAUCCGUAUAAAUAAUUGCAGCCCCGGGCAGAAAAUGUGCCGAUGUUCAGAGGCUUGAUUUUUUACUUCUCUUUAGUAAAGGCACCCAGACAUGGUGACGAUGGAACGUUUCUGGUAGUUAUAGUGAAGCAAGAAUCAACAGGUUCGGAGCAGGAUUCGAACUUGUAGAUGGCGUGAAGCAUAGUAGAACCUAGAAUGCUGUACGCAUAAGUAGCCUAUCAUUCCACCUAUCUAAAGAAUAUGUCAUUACAUGAAAGUAUACUGCGACUCCAGUUUGCAUGUCAGAUGCAGUAGAACUGUCACUUAUUUAUUAUGGAUAGGCUAUAAUGCGAGGCAAUAUACACUUCAAAGUACCCGAUGUUUUGAGAGCACUUUUGAGCUACCAUUUUCAGUAGACUUGCUACAUUCAAUGUCGGUCAACUUUGCGCCUAUACCCCGUCAAGAAGUCGUGAGCCAGACAAUGUCUGCCUGCCAGCCCAUGUCUGCCUGCACCAGCUCAUCCCCUCCACCCUUACCUCGAUUAUACCCCGUGUCGCAACCUCCAGCCCCUCCGACACCCUCACCGUCCCCAAGUCCGCCGGCCACACUGUACAGCCGGCUGUCCAACGGAAGUCUAAGCGCCCCGAGCCCUACCAACUCUCGGGGUUCUUUCCAUGGGGUCUCUUUUCUCCUCCAAAUUGGACUGACCAGAGAAACAGUGAACCUUGACGGCAGCGACGUGUCCCUCUCUGCAGUGAAAGAGCUCGUAUGUUCCAUUGUAGAUCAAAAGUUCCCAGAGUGUGGCUUCUUCGGCAUGUACGACAAGAUCCUGCUCUUCCGCCAUGACCUGAACUCCGACAACAUCCUCCAGCGUCUCAUGUCAGCGGAGGACAUCCACGAGGGCGACCUGAUUGAGGUGGUCCUCUCUGCUCUCGCUACCGUCGAGGACUUCCAGAUCCGCCCACAUGCCUUGUACGUGCACUCCUACAAGGCUCCGGCCUUCUGUGACGACUGUGGGGAGAUGCUGUGGGGCCUGGUCCGGCAGGGUCUGAAAUGUGACGGAUGUGGGCUGAACUACCACAAACGCUGCGCUUUUAAGAUCCCCAACAACUGCAGUGGUGUGAGGAAGAGACGGCUGUCCAACGUGUCCCUCCCUGGAGUCCUGCUGUCAGUCCCCCGGCCAGCCCCCAUUGAGCAUGUGCCUGUACCCCAGGAAGAGAUAGGGGAGAGGCGCCCUCUCCUGGGAGCUGGGAAGCAUAACUCCUUGUUGAGUGGCAGGCCCAUUUGGAUGGAGAAGAUGGUGCUGGGUAGAGUCAAGGUGCCCCACACGUUCUCGGUCCACACCUACACCCGGCCCACCAUCUGCCAGUACUGCAAACGCCUGCUCAAGGGCCUGUUCCGUCAGGGCAUGCAGUGCAAGGAUUGCAAAUUCAACUGCCAUAAAAGAUGUGCUGCCAAAAUACCAAGAGAUUGCCUCGGAGAGGUCGUCUUCAAUGGAGAGCCAGCCAGCCCGGGCCCAGACUCGGAGGCCACCAUGGAGGUGGACAACAGUGAUGUGAACAGCGAGGGCAGCCAGAGCAUGGAAGACCCUGAGGAGCCCUCCACCCCGGACGACAAGAUCUUCUACAUCGAGGGGUCCUGUCUGGAUGGCGAGAAGGACGAGGAGACGGUCAAGGCUAUUAGCCCCUGCACCAGUAGUAACAUUCCACUGAUGCGUGUGGUCCAGUCCAUCAAACACACCAAAAGGAAGAGCUCCACCAUGGUCAAGGAGGGCUGGAUGGUCCACUACACCAGCAGAGACAACCUGAGGAAGAGGCACUACUGGAGGUUAGACAGCAAGUGUCUGACCAUGUUUCAGAACGAAAGUGCGGCCAAGUAUUACAAGGAGAUCCCCCUGUCAGAGAUCCUCCAGGUGGAGCAGGCACGGGACUUCAAGAGCCUGGCCCAAGGCAGUAAUCCCCAUUACUUUGAGGUCAUCACAGCCACAAUGGUGUACUAUGUAGGGGAGAAUAAUGGAGGCCACUACCACAACCCCGUGCUGGCAGCCUCUGGUGUGGGCCUGGAGGUGGCCCAGAGCUGGGAAAAGGCCAUCCGGCAGGCCCUGAUGCCCGUCACCCCCCAGCCCAGUGUCUGUACUGGUCCAGGACAGGGAAAGGACCACAAGGACCUCUCUCUCAGCAUAUCUGUGUCUAACUCCCAGAUAAAAGAGAAUGUGGAUAUCAGUUCUGUCUACCAGAUCUUUGCUGAUGAGGUCCUGGGUUCAGGGCAGUUUGGGAUUGUAUAUGGAGGUAAACACAGAAAGACUGGGAGAGAUGUGGCGAUCAAAAUCAUUGACAAGAUGCGGUUCCCCACCAAGCAAGAGAGCCAGCUGAGGAAUGAGGUGGCCAUUCUCCAGAACCUCCACCAUCCUGGGAUCGUGAACCUGGAGUGCAUGUUCGAGACCCCCGAGAGGGUGUUUGUCGUCAUGGAGAAGCUUCACGGUGACAUGUUGGAGAUGAUCUUGUCCAGUGAGAAGAGUCGCCUCCCCGAGCGUCUGACCAAGUUCCUGGUCACCCAGAUCCUGGUGGCUCUGAGGCACCUCCAUUUCAAGAACAUCGUCCACUGCGACCUGAAGCCUGAGAACGUGCUCCUGGCUUCGGCAGAACCCUUUCCUCAGGUGAAGCUGUGCGACUUUGGCUUUGCCCGUAUCAUCGGAGAAAAGUCCUUCCGGCGCUCGGUGGUGGGCACGCCGGCGUACCUGGCGCCCGAGGUGCUGCGCAGCAAAGGCUACAACCGCUCGCUGGACAUGUGGUCCGUGGGCGUCAUCGUGUACGUCAGCCUGAGCGGCACCUUCCCCUUCAACGAGGACGAGGACAUCAACGACCAGAUCCAGAACGCUGCCUUCAUGUACCCUCCAGCACCCUGGAAGGAUAUCUCUGGGGAAGCCACAGAUCUGAUCAACAACCUGCUGCAGGUGAAGAUGAGGAAGCGUUACAGUGUGGACAAGUCUCUCAGUCACCCCUGGCUCCAGGACUAUCAGACCUGGCUGGACCUUCGAGAGUUUGAGACUCGCAGGGGCGAGCGCUACAUCACGCACGAGAGCGACGACGCGCGCUGGGAGGAGCACGCCGACGAGAGAGGCCUGCACUACCCCAAGCACUUCAUCAUGGCACCCAACCUGGAUGACAUGGAGGAGGACCCCUAGUGGCCUGGAGGAGUGCCCGCUUGUGUUUGAGCUGGAGCCCACACUGGGCACCCACAUGCCACAUCUGUUAAACUCCCUGUUCCCUGGAGCCUGCCACUGUUUAGACUAACACGGGAGACACAUGGACAUGCAUGUACUGUGCGUGCGAUGAGGUGUCACUGUACCACAUGGAGCAGACAGGAGCCGCUGCCCAGGUGUCUCUGUGGUAGCACAGUGAUUGACCUGAGAAGGCGAGUGACGAAUAUUCAGGCGGUUCCGUUUUCUUCAACAUUCCAGAGAUCUCACGUGGCUUUUUCUCCGUCUCCACUGACUGCCUUUCUCUACAAGCCAUAUUCGACACGUCUGUGUUUUGGGAUAACCCUUCAACAGAAAUAAACUUCUGCACCGCCAUUCAAUCCAGGGAAGGGCUAGCCUAUGUUUUUGGACCAUUCCAAAAGACGUUGAAGCUUUCAAGCUCCGUAGCCUAUUUUUCGAACGUUUGUAUCAUGCGUAUUUUAAAUCUUCUCACUUUCAUGACUACAUUUACCUCGAGAGUGCUAUUUUUUAAAACAUUCAUUUCAAAAGUUUCAUGAAAUGCUAUUGAACUGGAACACUUACUACAUCCGAAAUAUGCUAAUGUUUUGAAUAUAGUGAAUAUAUAUUUCUUUCUUUUUGGGUGAUGUUUUUGCACUAUUGGUUUACUCCUUGAAUCGUUGGCUUUUUUGGCCAUGAAUGAAGAAAAGUUGGGAAUCAGCAGCUGCUACACACAGUCUUAAAUAUCUCACUUUAGAUAAUGCCUUAGAAAAAAGUGUUGUGGUGAGAUUUAAACCUGAGAAAGAAUAUUUACUGUUGUCAUUCUGUCCUUUUAGAAGUAAGAACAUUUUCAUCCAAAUCGCCUUAGGUUAGCACUAAAGUUUCCAAAAACAUUUGAAAACUAUCUGGAAUCCUAUAUGAAGGUAAUGAUUUUAUGCUCUCCAUAAAAGCCAUAAAAGACUUUUUUUUCAUAUUUUGUUUUCGUUUUUUCGACUUUUCCAAACAUCCCAUUUGUUGUCAUGCAUCUUUUUUUUAAGAUAUUGUUUUGCCCUUUUUCUUGGCUUUGUCAGACAGACAGUUGAGUGACAGGAUAUGUGGGGGAGAGAGAAGGGAAGACGUACAGAAAUGGCCUGAGCCGUAUUCGAACCCGGGCCCCCGUCAGGGCUAUGGCCCAUAUGGUUUUCACCCUACCCAGUGAGCUUACAGGGCGCCCAACUCAUGUCAUCUUCUAAACUCUGCCUUAAUCCCCCCCCCCUCCCCCGCUUUGUUUGAUUGCAUCACAUGGACUCUUUUGUUACAGUGUAAAAACGAUGGUGCUGCAUGUGGAGAACUGAAUUGAGUUCAAGGCCAGGUUCUCCAUGGCCGUGAGCGACUAGGCAGAGAUGGCACACUCAGGAAAGGAACAGGACAGAAACCAAGGAUAGCAGCACAUGGCUACAGCAUUCUAUAUUCAAGCCUCUGUGUUUGUGAUACAGAUAUGUGAGAUGUACUAUGUUACACCGUGUCAAAGAAGACAAUGAGAGUUGUUAGUUUGCUGUGAGAGGUGGAUGCAGCCUGUUAUGCCUUUCAAACAGUGUGGUGGUGUGUUGCUAUGUGGGUCCUCAAACUCAGAAAAUAUCAAUAUUUUUUGGGGACUGGUCAUCCAGUCAAGAUGUGGUAUGCCCCACUCCCUCUCGCCUUCUCUAUUUUGGUAUGAAGAUAUUUUCGAUUUUCAAUGUUACUGACUUGGACUGUGAAUCAGUUAGGUAUGAAUUUUGCCAUAGUGUAAGUGUAUAUGUCUAGUAGGCUAUACAAAGCACGUUUGUGUGGGUGAUGAAGUAAUCCUGAGAAUCAUUUUAAGUCUGCUUCUGCCACUGGAUUGGCAGAAGUUAUGUUUUCUGUAUUUUAGGAUUGACAUAUCUAAUAAACCUGUCUCUUAA
Molecule: messenger RNA, 5462 nt
Organism: Osmerus eperlanus (European smelt)
Lineage: Eukaryota; Metazoa; Chordata; Actinopteri; Osmeriformes; Osmeridae
Product: serine/threonine-protein kinase D3-like
Exons: 19
Coding region: 619-3531 (970 amino acids)
Biological process (GO): protein phosphorylation
Molecular function (GO): protein serine/threonine kinase activity; ATP binding
Source: RefSeq, a predicted model, not a curated record